AUGGUCGGUCACCGUGGUUGUUCUGUGGUUGUUUUGGCGGGAUUGUUCAAUUUCGCCAUUUGUUUCUUCCCGCCAUACCCCAUCAUGGAAAAAGAAAAUACUGGAACGGCCGAUGAUGCGGAUACGGAUUCACGAAGUCUGUUCGAGACCCUGGGGCCGGAGCCAAUACCGAUUUGCGAUUGUAACAAAGAGAUAGACAUCAUGGUAAAGGGGAUGAGGGCGGCAUAUGGCCGAAUGGAGAGCAUGCAAAGAAGAGUUGAUGAAAUGUCAUCCCAGUUGUUUUCACUGCAAGAAUCCAUGAAGGUGGUCCCAGCACGACUUGCUCGCUUAGGAAUCCAGCCCUACGACGUGGCCUUCUCGGCCAAGGUGGCGGCCAACCGGCCCUUCCUGCGCGACAUCGACACCGUCAUCUUCGACGAGAUCGUCGUCAACAACGGCGGCGCUUACGACCCGUUUACCGGCCGCUUCACGUGUCCCAUCGCCGGCAUCUACCACUUCGCCUGCACCAUCCUCUCCGGCUUCAACACCACCAUCGAAACUAUGUUCUACCUCAACGGCAACGACGUCGGCCGGAUAUACUCGGGCGCGCAGAACAAUCGAGGUUCCGGAAGUAACUCCAUCUUGCUGCAGAUGAAAGAGGCCGACCAGCUUUCUAUCAAUGUGUUUUACGGAAACGGAGAUUACGUUCACGGACAGUGGAGUACGUUCUCGGGAUUUCUCGUCAACCCGUUGAAUUUGUAA
Molecule: messenger RNA, 741 nt
Organism: Gigantopelta aegis
Lineage: Eukaryota; Metazoa; Mollusca; Gastropoda; Neomphalida; Peltospiridae
Product: cerebellin-2-like
Exons: 2
Coding region: 1-741 (246 amino acids)
Molecular function (GO): protein binding
Source: RefSeq, a predicted model, not a curated record